AUGGCCGAUCCGCCUUCAUCGUCUGCUCCCUCAGACUCCGCACCGCCGCCCCGCAAUACCCCAACUCACAACUCCCUUCGUCGCCGAGGCCUCUCGGCGCGCGCCACGACCCUGUUGGAAGAACCUUCCAACGAAUGGCCCCAACGUCGCAAUUCAACUCUCUCCGACUCUUUAUCUGAAGCGCGGCACUCCAUUCGAUCCUCCACAGAUAAUCUGUUUCUUCCCCGGGUUGCGCAUGAUCGGGAAGAGCCAGAGUCAACGGAGGAGUCCCACUGGCACUCGGCGCCGCUAGUGCUAGCGCUACUGCCGGCUAUCGCGGGAGUCUUUUUCCAAGGUGGAAGCUCGUUCGUGACGGACGUGACUCUGAUCUUGCUGGCAGGCAUCUUCCUCAAUUGGUCUGUGAGACUGCCAUGGGACUGGUACCGAUCAGCACAAGGAAUACAAAGGGAUCAGGACGGACUAGGACCGGUCGAAGAAGAAAUCCCAGACCCGGAUGAGAAUGAAGCAGAGGCCCGUGAAUCACGGGCGGGCCAAGGUCACGAAAGACAUGUGCAAUCCGCGGCAGAACUAAAAGCCAUCAAAGAGCUCCAAAUCCAUGAACUAGUCGCCCUCGGCGCUUGCUUUGUGUGUCCAAUUGUGGGCACAUGGCUUCUGCACGCCAUUCGGUCGAGUCUGUCACGACCUUCGGAGGGACUUGUAUCGAACUACAAUCUCACCAUCUUCCUGCUCGCAUCGGAGAUUCGACCGUUUGCCCAUCUCCUCAAGCUUGGCCAGGCGCGCACCCUCCACCUUCAGCGAGUGGUAGCUUCAACACACGAAAAGGAAGUCAGUUCAGCGACAUUCCAGGAUCUCACUAAACGCCUAGAUGAGCUCGAAGCUCACGUCGCCGAGGCUGCCGCUGCCCGACUCAAUGCAAAGUCCCCAACAAAGGCCGAAGUGACACCCGAUCUGAUUGCGCAAAUGGUCUUGGAAGCACGCCAUGCACUGGGCCCUGACAUCGAUGCCCUCAAUCGAGCUGUGCGUCGGUAUGAGAAGCGGACCACCCUCACGGCCCUGCAAACCGACACGCGCUUCCAGGAACUAGAGGCGCAGACCCGCGAUGCCAUAGCACUGGCCGCUGCGGCUCAGCGCGCCAAUUCCCAUCGACGCCAGAGCUAUGCCUUUACUCUUGUGGACUGGGCUUGUGCAUGCAUUGUGGUCCCCGCGCAACUAGCCAUAUCUAUAUGUCAGAUUCCAGGCCGCAUUACGCAUCGCUGUAUACAAGCAGCUCAGCAAAUGUUUGGGUCGCGGCGCACGAUUCCUUCCUCGCGAUCAACGUACAAGUCUAAGGGCAAGACGACACCCGGACCAUCGUAUGGUAGACAGACAAUGCCGGCAAAGUCAACGGGUGUGCCGUCGUCGAAAAAUUCACCGUUGCAGCAGCAGACAUUUGAAUCUGCUUGGGGUGCUGCACGCUAG
Molecule: messenger RNA, 1458 nt
Organism: Penicillium diatomitis
Lineage: Eukaryota; Fungi; Ascomycota; Eurotiomycetes; Eurotiales; Aspergillaceae
Exons: 2
Coding region: 1-1458 (485 amino acids)
Source: RefSeq, a predicted model, not a curated record